Messenger RNA from Paramisgurnus dabryanus, 566 nucleotides. Its product is annotated as histone H4. The record is from RefSeq and is a predicted model, not a curated record. Gene Ontology annotation, molecular function: DNA binding; protein heterodimerization activity; structural constituent of chromatin. Lineage: Eukaryota; Metazoa; Chordata; Actinopteri; Cypriniformes; Cobitidae. Gene Ontology annotation, cellular component: nucleosome.
AGUUCAUCAUGUCUGGAAGAGGCAAAGGCGGUAAAGGACUCGGAAAAGGAGGCGCUAAGCGUCAUCGUAAGGUUCUCCGUGAUAACAUCCAGGGUAUCACCAAACCCGCCAUCCGUCGUCUCGCUCGCCGUGGUGGUGUCAAGCGUAUCUCCGGUCUAAUCUACGAGGAGACCCGCGGUGUGUUGAAGGUGUUUCUGGAGAAUGUUAUCCGUGACGCCGUCACCUACACCGAGCACGCCAAGAGAAAGACCGUCACCGCUAUGGAUGUCGUGUACGCGCUGAAGAGACAGGGACGCACACUGUACGGUUUCGGAGGUUAAACGAUUAAAAGAAAAACAAAACCCAACGGCUCUUUUAAGAGCCACCCACAUUAUCACACAAAGAGCUGAACCUUCAAAUCUUGAUUGUGUGAUGUAGUAGAGUAGUGUUUAUUUCACUUAAAUAGUUGUACGACUGAAAACAUUUUGUCUGUUUAUUAAUAAAUGAACAAUAACCACCCUGCUGAAAAAAAAACAUUACAACAAAUUCUUAUGGUUUCCAUUAAAAUCCCAAUAGAGGAACCAUUA